ACCUGCGGGUUACUGCCUCCCAAUCAGCAGUCCUUUCCCUCACACGUUUCCCGGAGGCGAGUUUGCUUUUUCUAGUACAGCAACAGCACUGUAAUUUAUUUACAUUCACUCCCUAAAGCGUUUCCCUAAAGUCAGCUGCCUAACCUUAACCUGACCUAACCCUAAACCCAACCUUAACCUUAAUUGCAACCACACUCGCUAGAGUUUGAACAUAGUUUCGCGAGAAUUUUGCAAGAAUCUAGAUUUACCCUCCAGACAGGACGCUGACCUCUCACAGGAAUCAGACAGUGGAGCCUCCUAGUGGCCACAGCCAAAUAUUGCAUCUGAUAGGUCUGGCUGUUCUAGUUGGACUUCACGCCACUACUGGUUAGGCCUGGAUGUACACAUUUGAUUGGUGGGGAAGUGUGUUUAAAACAGCACUGAACACACAAGGCGCUGGCUCCCUCAAGUCUUGGCUCAAUCAGGACGUCCCGUGCACUGGCCAGGCAUUGCCCCCUCGACUUGACCCGGAGAGUUUCACCUAAAAAAACUAACAAACAAACCAAAAAAAAAACAUGGAAGACAAGCGUAAGAAGCGGAGCCCAAAGGUGUCUCUCCCCCAGCCCCCUCCUCCUCCCAUCAACCCCCGCAAGCUCUCCGUCCUCCCUGCCAGUAAAAGUGCCACCUUCUCCCUCGGCCUGCCCCAGCCUCCCUCGCCCAAGAACAGAGGCAAGUUUAAGAGGUCCAUAGGAGCUCCGGGACAGUCCAAAGAGGUGCUCACCGCUGUCGUAGCUCCACCAAAGACCACCAGGCCCCACAAGGAGAAGCCCAGGGCCCCCCAGCCUGCGGGGCCCAGUAAGGUCGUGCAGUCUUCCCCCCUGCAGCACUCCUUCCUCACAGAUGUCUCGGACGUGAGAGAGAUGGAGGGAGGGCUGCUCAACCUCCUUGAUGACUUCCACUCAGGCAAACUGCAGGCCUUCGGCAAGGUGUGUUCCUUCGAGCAGCUGGAGCACGUGCGGGAGAUGCAGGAGAAGCUGGCGAGGCUGCACUUCAGCCUGGACAGCCACGUGGAGGAGCUUUCAGAGGACCAGAGGAAGUGCGCCUCUGACCACAACCUGGAGCGCCUGCUCUGCAAUCUGGAGGAGCUCAGCACCUCAAUACAAAAGCUUCACUUGGCCGAGAACCAGGACCUGCCCAAGACAUCUGGCCCCUGACAAGUGAGGUGUGGACACCGGCGACCGCUCAUCUUCUCACUACAUCCAAACCCCGUCCAGGUUGCCAUGACGCUGAUCCAGCUGCCUUACCAACAGAGUGGAAAUGUCCACAGGGGGAGGGGCCUUUAUUUUUCCAUUUAUGUCAAUAAAAAAGAAGGAAAAUUGCAGUGAGGUCACGCAGGAGCAGAGUACAACAUGAACUCUCUCAACCAAAAGCUUCAAGUCCUCAUAGACUCAUCUACUAUUUGUGUUCUAAUUUCCAUGAAUCGAAGCACAUUUAAUGAAAGUUAAGGGAUUUUUCUGUCAUCUUUCAUAUUAUCAUACCUAUUUCCUGCAUCAUUUAAGGAAGGUAUUUGUCUUUAUUAGCAAAGGAUAAGAAAAUUGAGCCAUACUGAAGCAGAAAAUGGCCCUUUGUGUCGAUAAAGCCACUAUGGGUAGCUCAGGGCCUUUGAGGGAUUUUUCACUCUUUUGCUAUUAUUCAAAAUGGAAAAAAACUCCCUAAUUUUUAUAUCUUUGCUAAAAGUUUAAUACUGGAAAACUGACUGGAUGUCACUGACUGGAGGCCGGGUGACCGACUCCUAAAACUGUGAUGUAUGAAGGGAGAAUUUUGCAUUUACAGCAAGACACAGACUGCAAUGUACAAAAAUGUAUAUUUGAUGAAACUGAAAUAUCUACAGGAUUGUGUGUAAAGUUGUCGAUGACAUGAUGUAUUGUUAAUGUACAGUUCCCAGUGUACAGACUGUAUGUGUUGGCACUGAUUGUUUGAUACAAGGAGCUGGCAGCUUUUGUCAGCGCUGUGUGAGAAAUGCCUUGGCUUUAUUUCUAUAGCCACGUCUGAGGGGCCCAGUAGCAGUAAGCAGAAUCUCAUCUGAAGCACAAGCCAGCCCGACUCGCUACUGCAAUGCUGUAAAACCUACUGUAACAUUUAGGUCAGAGGGAUUCUCUCCAGUCUGACACAGCUCGUCUCUCUCCCAUGACACACACACUGUGUUCAAUAGCUUAUUCACAGAGGAUAAUGCAGCAGCAGGCAUAAAAAAAAUCUCUGUUCAGGACAGUUUCACCAACGGCAGCUACUCCGAUCAUUUUUUUUUUUCUUUUUCUUUUUCUUUUUUAAAUACCAAACUUGGAGGCAACACACCUGAGUCAUAACCCAUAAACCUUGACACAGCAUUUAAAGUGAAAUUAGUGUUUUAAUUGAAAUAUCAGAGCAUGUUGCUUGAUUAAGAGCAACUUAUUUUGGGUCAUCAGAAAACUAAUAUGAGCCUUUCAUUCUACCGCUUAAUAAUCCUACCUCUUUUUUCCCUGUGGUCUUGGCCUACAUAACUCUGAAGACCUGUAGCCUCACAACAACAUGGUACAUUUCUGAUGUUGGUUGCUCUGAUUUUCCAUAGAUCAGCUUUUGCCUCGCUGUAUUUUUGCAUUGUUUUACAUCAAGAGAUAAUCCAUCUCAAACUGAUGUCCUUGUCUCCAGUCUGAACAUCACUCCAUUUGAACUGGACGGUGUGAAGACAGAGAACUUUGGCUGAAAUAUUUUUUAUGUGUAUUCAUUAAGUAAAUAAAAUGAAAUUCUGGCUUCAA
This is a messenger RNA of Myripristis murdjan (pinecone soldierfish), 2771 nucleotides long. RefSeq names its product coiled-coil domain containing 28B (gene ccdc28b). The transcript is spliced from 7 exons. The coding region runs from base 555 to 1193 and encodes 212 amino acids. The record is from RefSeq and is a predicted model, not a curated record. NCBI's taxonomy places the organism in Eukaryota, Metazoa, Chordata, Actinopteri, Holocentriformes, Holocentridae.